AAGGGUACUUAUAUACACAAUCCGGGUCAGCUGCAGCUGGUUACUACUGCAUUUCUGCAUGAAGCAGACACAGGAACGCCACAAUAUUUUCUCUGCUGGAAAAAAAGACAUUUCACACAUGGAAAUUUGUGCUGUGCUAUCUAAAAUUAUAUAGGUUGGUUUUCUAAUUCAAUUGGUCUACGUAAAGCUAGGGGGAGAAGCUCCUUAAUGAAUCUUGGAUCUAACAGUUCAAAUAAAAAACUGCAGUUUCUACUUGAUUCACUGAUGAACAAAUGCCUACAUGGACAAUUCAUGAUUUAAAGCAAGAUAUAAAGGCAGCAAAUUUGUCUCUGGAUUCACUCUACUCAGCAAACUAUAAGUUUUUCAAAAGACAUCACUACACAACCUCAUUUCAAAAUGAAGGCUUUUAUCUGGACUCUAGGUGUGCUAUUCUUCGUAUUAAUGCCCAUUGGACAAUGCAGAGGAGGACAGACCAGAACCAAAAAAAUAACCCAACGGAGGUACCCUCGUGCGGCAGAUGGUAGAGAGGAAGGAAAGAAAUGUGGUUAUACAUUCCUGGUACCUGAACAAAAAAUAACAGGGCCAAUUUGUGUCAACACCAAAGGGCAAGAUGCAGGCAACAUAAAAGACAUGAUCACAAGGAUGGACAUAGAGAACCUGAAGGAUGUACUCUCCAAGCAGAAACGGGAGAUAGAUAUCUUGCAAUUGGUGGUAGACGUAGAUGGCAAUAUUGUGAAUGAGGUAAAGCUCCUGAGAAAAGAAAGCCGUAACAUGAACUCCCGAGUCACUCAACUUUAUAUGCAACUCUUGCACGAGAUUAUUCGUAAGAGGGAUAAUUCACUUGAGCUUUCCCAACUGGAAAACAAAAUCCUCAAUAUCACAACAGAAAUGUUGAAGAUGGCAACAAGAUACAGGGAGCUAGAGGUGAAAUAUGCUUCUCUGACUGAUCUUGUAAAUAACCAAUCGGUGAUGAUCGCUUUGUUGGAGGAGCAGUGUCUGCGGAUAUUUUCCAGACAGGACACCCACGUAUCUCCUCCUCUUGUUCAGGUGGUGCCACAGCAUAUUCCAAACAGCCAACAGUACACUCCUGGUUUGUUGGGAGGUAAUGAGAUACAGAGAGACCCAAGUUAUCCUAGAGAUCUAAGGCCACCACCUGAUCCUGCAACUUCUCCCACCAAAAGUCCUUUCAAGAUACCUCCAGUAACAUUCAUCAAUGAAGGACCUUUCAAAGACUGUCAGCAAGCCAAAGAAGCUGGUCAUUCUGUUAGUGGUAUUUAUAUGAUCAAACCUGAAAACAGCAAUGGGCCGAUGCAGCUAUGGUGUGAGAAUAGUCUGGAUCCUGGGGGCUGGACUGUUAUUCAAAAAAGGACAGAUGGGUCAGUCAACUUCUUCAGAAACUGGGAAAAUUAUAAGAAAGGAUUUGGAAACAUUGGUGGCGAAUACUGGCUGGGCCUGGAAAAUAUCUAUCUCCUCACUAAUCAAGAUAAUUAUAGGCUGUUAAUUGAAUUAGAAGAUUGGAGUGAUAAGAAAGUCUAUGCAGAAUAUAGUAGCUUUCGCUUGGAGCCUGAAAACGAAUUCUACAGAUUACGUCUGGGAACUUAUCAGGGAAAUGCAGGGGAUUCCAUGAUGUGGCACAACGGGAAGCAGUUCACUACACUGGACAGGGACAAAGAUAUGUACACAGGAAACUGUGCUCACUUUCACAAAGGAGGCUGGUGGUACAACGCUUGUGCACAUUCUAACCUGAAUGGAGUAUGGUAUAGAGGUGGACAUUACCGAAGCAAGCACCAAGAUGGGAUUUUUUGGGCCGAGUAUCGAGGAGGUUCAUAUUCUUUGAGAGCAGUUCAAAUGAUGAUCAGACCAAUUGAAUGAAGAGGAAAUUUUCCAUUUGAUGAACACAAAAUUGUACUGCUCUACUUCCCAAAAUUUUAAAUGUUAAGUGUACAUUUUCAUUUUGCACAAUUUAUCCCUGUAAAUGCAGGACUACAAUUUUUUCUAACUAUUUUUACUGUGAUAUAAAAAAAAUACAGCUUUUUAAUGAAUUAACAGGGCUUAAAAUAGGUGUGUGUGUAUGUAUGUGUGUAUGUAUUGCAAGCUGUUACUUCUCAAGUCUGUUACUUAAGAGUUCUUCAAAGUACAAAAAUUGUUUUCUAAAAUGUAAAUAUUUGCUAUAUCUUAAAACAAAUUGUUUUAUUUUAAAGCAAAAUUGAAUACAUGUUCAACUAUUUAACAGCUUAUUUAAAAUCUUCAUAAGAUUAUUAACUUCCAAUGGGAAAAAUUGUUAAUUUUUCUGUGAACUAAUGAGUUUGACUCCUAAAAGUAUAGACAAGAAAUUGGAGAGAAACUCUAGUUUUGCCAAUAGAAAUAUAUUUUCCACCAAAUAAAGUACAAAGGUUAUUUCAAA
This is a messenger RNA of Antechinus flavipes (yellow-footed antechinus), 2404 nucleotides long. RefSeq names its product angiopoietin like 1 (gene ANGPTL1). The record is from RefSeq and is a predicted model, not a curated record. NCBI's taxonomy places the organism in Eukaryota, Metazoa, Chordata, Mammalia, Dasyuromorphia, Dasyuridae. Bases 397 to 1872 code for a protein of 491 amino acids. Gene Ontology annotation, biological process: cell surface receptor protein tyrosine kinase signaling pathway. The transcript is spliced from 5 exons.